AUAGUUUAAAUGUUCCUUUUGAUUUGAACCAGAUUAUCUGACUAUCCCAAAAACACUUGAUGAACAUCAGUGACGCCGCCCACAGUGAAUCGAAUACAUUGUUAAACUGAAUCGAGACACAGAGGAGUUUCUGCCACAUGAGUGAAACCCCUUUUCAUGUCCUCUUGUCUCCUCUUCCCUCAGAGCCUCGAUCUGCUGCCGAGUCAGAGGAGAUCUGCACCCUGGUGAUAGCCGAGGCCUUUCCGGAGGACGGGGGUCCGUUCUGCUGCACGGCGUCCAACGCGCACGGCUCCGCUAACAGCGCGGCGCGACUCACCGUCGCUGCAGCAGCCGGGGGCUCAUCCAGUAAUGGCGUGUCUGGUUCGGGGUGUGAGGAUUCGGCAGCCUUCCCCCCUCCACCUCCUUCCCCUCCACCCACAGAGAUCAGCCUCCUGGAGCUGCCACCCAAGAUGCUGCCUCAUCCCGGCGCUUUCCCCCUCCGGGAGGUGGAGUUGUGGCCCGGCGGGUCGACCCUGCCCCCGGCGGAAAGGGGGUCAGGGGUGGAGGAGAAGGAGAAAGGCUCCCUGGCAAACGGCCGACCCCCCAAUGCAGCAUCGCCACCGCCGCCGAGCCCGCCAAAAGCAACCACGCCGCCGCCACCGCCCCCACCGCCACCGCCGCCACCGCCGCCACCACCAAAGUCGGACUCUGGGCUGGACUCCUCCCCCUCCUUCGGGAACGGUCCCCCGCUGCCGACCAGGCCGAAGCCAAAGCUAGCUGAGAGUGUAGAGGAGGAAACAGACCGUUACAGGUAACUAUUUGGCUGUGAAGGUGAUGCUCUGGAUGUGACUUGAGUGGCGCUGUAGGAGAAAUUUAUUUAAAAUGAAUUCACAAAACGCUGAAUCAGAGGCAGCGGCGGGAGAAGCAACCACUUUGUUGACGUGCCAUAACGUUGAUGGACAAAGUGGAACUAUGACCUUUGUGUAUUUUUAGAAGAAGGCGAUACCAUGAAAUAGACUCACUUUCACUACGUGAAGGCAGUGGGGAUCAGUAUGUAGGAGAUGUUUAUUAUCUGAGGGAGCAGCUCUCCAAAGGUAUCAAUGUGUAGACUUUUAUACUUAUUAUUUAUUUUAAAAAGUUCCUGGAUAUCUGCGCAAAUCGGCUUAUUAGUUUAAGGUUAACCAUCACAGUGUAAAACAAUCGUUAUACUGCAAUGUUCAGUAAAAUAUGUUAUCUGUACAUUAGUUAGAAUUCAUAAUCUUUGCUAAUGUUACAAUGUGAACAACCAAUCAUUGUUAGAUCAAUACGAGGAGAGCUAGUAACGUUAGCAGCACCGCUAACGGUAAAUCAAUGGACCACCAGUUCAGUUACGUUAUGAUGCGUUCAGGCUCUGUGUAAAUUCAAUGUUAGUGUGAAGUGUUCACGUAAUCUCGUAAAAUGGGAGUGUAAUUCAAUAAAUCCAGUAGUUAGAUGUUUUCACAUUAAUAUCAAAUAUAUAUAUAAUAAUAAUAUAUAUAAUCAGGACCAAGAGGAUCUGCAUCUGCCAAUAUGGAUCAAUGAUGCAAUGAUAAGCAGUUUACCGUUGGCACAAAAAUGGAAUCAGGGACCUAAAAGUUGUAUUUGCUGGUUUUUUCGUAGGGAUCUGAUCCGGGAUUUGAACAGCGAGUCUUACGAUCAGUUAUUAUUUUAUACCAUGAUUAUUCAUAAAAAGGGACGUCUGCAUUAUACGUCUUGUAGAGAAUGUUGCGUUUGCAAAUGUAGAAUAAAUGGAUCCUAAUCACAGGGAAAACAAACCGGAGGCCUGCGUGACGGAUUGUUUCCACUUCAAUAACGCCGACAAGUCGCUGUGAGAGGGAUCCGGGUCGGUGGGCGCGUACGCGGGUCUGAUGCCCGGCGCUGAUGUCAGACGUUGGGAUAAGAAUCCAAAGGGAAGUUCUCAGGGCGAGAGGCUCCUGUUGGCCAGUUGGCUCCGAACCAAAGCCGCACGGCCUCGGGGAGAGAAAGAGCUUCGCCACGCGGUCGAGAGGGGAGGGAUCGCUAUUUGGCAGCACCGUCUCGUCUGGUGUCGCUUUGGAAUGAAACAUUUUUUUUCCUCCGUAAAAAAAACAAUCCCAACGCAGAAACUGGCCGCUUUAGUUGGCGAGAUCGACGGACGGGUUAUUUUCAGACUACAGUAAGCAGGAUAAAAGUGACACCUUGUGACGUCCGUGUUUACGUCGCCGCCUGAGGAUUCAACACAAAACACACGGCGCUCAAGUUACCGACUGCUUUAAGCCAAUCCGUUGUUCACGGCGGCCAAGUCGUCUCGGGAUGGAAGCCUGUUUUCGAGCGCCAGACACGCUCUCCAAGACGGGCCGGGUCUCUAUUAAAAAGAUCUGGCAGGAUCCAGGACUACAGUUAGCGUUGGGCAUCACAAAGGUCACGGUGCCGCAGGUCUCAAUCCGCUGCUCUCACAAAUGCAACGUGAACGCAUCGUAGAACUCAGUCCGCCGAUGAUCUACUCGUCGAAUCGCUCAACAAAGUUUCGGUCGCGGAGACGCUACAGUGGACGCGUAACACCUGGAGCCGGUAAACGCGCGUGCGGUUUGACGGAUGAGGUUUGACGGAUGAGGUGUCGGCGCCGUUUGGCGUCCAGUGUCAGCCUUCCUGUAUUGAUAAAGGCGCACGUUUGCCAAGUGCGACAUUUCACACGGAUCUGCGUUGCCCGCAUCCAUUUGGGUGUCAUGACACGUCCCUGCUAGUACAAGACGGUGCACGUGGUUGUGCGAGUUCACUUCACACGUCCAGGUAUUUUCUUCUGAGACGAGGCUUGUGUCGGUAAGUGGCUUUAAAGCUCCGUGUUGUAAUUAAAUUGUACGUAUGAUGCAAUAAAAAAAAAUAAAAAAGAAACCAGCUCGCUGAGACCUCGACACAAAGGAGGAGACUGUAGGUGUGACCCCGGCGAUAUCGACCGUGAUAAUAGGGGCAAAGCAUUAUAUUACAGGGUGGGGUGGUGUCUGGGUGGGCGUCUCAAACGCACAAGGAGCAGAGGCAGCAAUUAUCCUCCAAUCAUCCCAAAGCUUAAUCUCUCUUUCGUAAGACCAGGAAUCAACUUUGUCAGUCGAAAUUGUUCUGUUGCACGGACUUCAUGCCACGGAGGGCUUUUUUAAAAACGUGUCUUAGCAACAUUUCUUUGGGUUUGUUUGCGCUUCUGCAACUCCAACAUGAAAUAAUGACCGUAAAACAAACCUUAACUGGUCUAGCCGAUGCUACCCAUACCCAACGCAAUGCACUCACUUAGCUAGCAGUCUUUGAUGUUAGCUGAGCCGUUAGCAUUGUUUCCCCCACUAGCAUGGCAGCUAACGUUAACUGCCACGGGAUUUUAGCCAUCCACAGAGUUUGAAUUAACACCCACAAACACAAACGUUCAGGCUAAUAAAGCGAGAUUAACAACACUUUGAACGUACUGUUCCUAAUUUUCCUUAUUUUUUCUCGACCCAACGUUAGCUUUCUGGCUCUCUCCAGGGUUGUGUUUGCUGUUAGCAUUGUUAGUCCCGCUAGUUUAGCGGCUAACUUGUAUAGAAUUUCCAUCAUCCACAGAAUCUGGAACAGAAUCAGUUUUCUAAAACAAACUCUUGCGUUUAGGCAAAUUAAACAAGAAUAGAGAGAAAGUGCAUGAUGGUGUUUUUACUCUCCAAUUUCUACUAGUCUUUCUCCCGCCUUCUUUCUGAGCUACAACCAAUUACAACAGGUUUCCCUGAUUGACAGCUGCGCCAACCAAUCAAAUAGAAAAGCUGAAACUAAAGACUCACUCCUUAUGUGUAUGAUAUUUUUUAAAGCCUCAUUUUUCUUAAUCUCAUAGCUCAUUGUGGAAUCUGUGGAACGUCUCUCGCGCCCUGCGGCGAUGAAGACGAGGAACGGUCUAAUCCACUUUAACGUGGCCUCUGUUCCAGGUCUCAUGACCGCAGAGAUUAAAACUAUUUCUGCAGCGGCUCCAAACCUCCGCGCCCCCCCACUGAGGCUGUUGUCAGGGGCAACGGCACACAAACCGAAGACAACAAGCAGCCUUCUGCCAAAACGCCGCGUCCUUCAUACUCACCAGACCGCGGUGUUUCCUCCUGGUGUCCGAUGCAAAGCGGGGUCAAUGUACCGCCGGGCUCGCAUCCGGGCCGUGACUCCCGGUGUGCGUUUUUUGUUUACGAGCUGCAAGUCGUGAACCCUCUAACGAAGUAUUAACAAUCACUUUCUUGUCGAGGUGUUGCUUGUGUGUUUUAUUUAUUUUUUUAUUUUUAUGGAGAGCAGGAAACACGCGUGUUGUAAAACCACAUACGGUGCUGGACGCACGCUGAGAUCUUUGCGUGCGGUUCGUCACCAACAGUUAACUAAUGGAGGUUAAACACCGCGAGCGAACAGAGGGGAAGAGAAGGAGCAGCAAACAGAACGUUGUUUGUCAUCAGGGAGGAGGGCUGAGAUUGUGCAACGAAACGGAGAAAAAGCCGAACGUGUAGUCGGAGCGGAGAGACUCAGGGGGAGCCGAUCAUU
Messenger RNA from Gasterosteus aculeatus aculeatus (three-spined stickleback), 4500 nucleotides. Lineage: Eukaryota; Metazoa; Chordata; Actinopteri; Perciformes; Gasterosteidae. The record is from RefSeq and is a predicted model, not a curated record.